GAUAUCGCCCAUGGCAAGACACCCAAGGCUGCAGGCAGACUGGUUCCCCUCCUUGGCGGACGCUUGGCAGACUCUAUCGCGCGCUCCGCUGGUCCAGACGCUGUUGGAGAUCGUCCGGCGAGUCACCGUCGGCGCUUGGAGGCUAUUUCCACCCUGGGACUUCCUGUGACACAGAACAAGAAGGUAGGCAUGAGAGUUCGAAACUCGUGGAAUUCCCCUCCGUCUCGGUUUGCGACGAACACGUACAACCCCAUCCGUGGCUUCGUCGAAGACGCCGGCCUCACUCCGAACCCAGAGAAGACGCUGAUCUCGUUAUCGAUAGGUGACCCUACUGUUUUCGGCAACCUGGUACCCUGCGAAGAAAUCCUGUCGCCCAUCGAAGAGAGCGUCAGGAGCCUGAAGCAUCAUGGCUAUAUUCCCAGCACAGGGACGCAAGACGCCAAACAGGCCGUUGCGGAAUACUCGUCCACUCAUGGACUUAACAUUCCUCCCGAAGAUGUCAUCUUGACCUGCGGCUGUUCGCACGCUUUGGAAAUGUGCGUCACGGUUCUCGCUAACAGCGGCCAGAACAUCCUGAUGCCAAGGCCCGGCUUCUCCGUGUACAAGACGCACGCCGAGUCUUUAGGCAUUAAAGCCAAAUUUUACGACCUCCUGCCUGAAAGGAGCUGGGAAGUGGACUUAGCGCAUCUCGAGUCCCAGAUCGAUUCCCAGACGAUGGCCAUAAUCGUCAACAACCCAAGCAAUCCGUGCGGGUCUGUGUACUCGAAAGAGCACCUGAAAGACAUAUUGGCAAUAGCUGCCAGAAACUACGUUCCGAUUAUCGCCGAUGAAAUCUACGAGCACUUCGUAUUUCCUGGACAAGAGUACCACCCAAUGGCUUCUCUAUCUGAAGAUGUUCCUAUCCUGUCUUGCAGCGGUCUCACAAAAAGGUUUCUAGUCCCAGGCUGGAGAACAGGGUGGAUCAUCGUGCACGACCGACAAGAUGUCUUUGCACAAGGGGUGAAACGAGGACUUCAGUCUCUGAGUCAGAAGAUCAUGGGAGGCAAUUCUCUAAUCCAAGGGGCAUUGCCUUCCAUAUUGAAGAACACCCCACAGAAAUUUUUCGACGACAUUGUUUCAGUAGUCAAGAACAACGCGGAAACAGCGUACGAAGCCAUAUCCAACAUUCCGGGUAUGAAACCGGUCAUGCCCCAGGGUGCAAUGUACAUGAUGGUGGGCAUCGCCAUAGACAAGUUCCCAGAUUACGACAACGAUGGCGAGUUCGUCAAAGCCCUGUUCUCGGAGGAGUCGGUCUUCUGCAUGCCAGGAAGGUGCUUCCAUUACCCGAACUACUUUCGGAUUGUGCUCACCGUACCACAAGACAUGCUACUCGAGGCCACCGAGCGACUGGCUGCGUUCUGCAAGGCACACUAUAUGGACGAAAACAAGCUCAUCUCACAGAGCGAGAGCAGCAUUGUCAUCGGCGGAACACCCAUCCCUAUGGAGGCCAGGGGAUAAUGUACAAAUAAGACUUGCAAGCUUCGAAGCAAUUUUGUAUUGACGAUCUGGUUACCGGAAGGUAUUGCCACCACAAGGAUUUCAGGGUCAACAGGGACUACUACACUAAGCAAGGCGUUUGAAAGCGAUUUCUCGGUCAGGGUUGAUGAUUUACUCCUCCUCCCUGUAGAAUGAAACUUUGUGCAACAGGACAUCGAGGUGAAAUACGCAGGUGUGGUGGAAACGUUGAUCAGAGUUGAGACCCGAUGCUUUUCAUGUCGUGGCGCACUAAAUCCGCUGGUGAGACCCCAUUCAUCCCUUUGUGCAAUAUCAUAUGUCAACCUUGUUUCCCCAGUACAAAAACACAAAAUGUUCCUCGAUUGUGUACACUGGACAAUGUAUAAUAUAAUGUUUUCAGAAAUAAAAGAAUAUCGUUGCCCCGAC
This is a messenger RNA of Ixodes scapularis (black-legged tick), 1920 nucleotides long. RefSeq names its product tyrosine aminotransferase (gene Tat). The record is from RefSeq and is a predicted model, not a curated record. Gene Ontology annotation, molecular function: L-tyrosine:2-oxoglutarate transaminase activity; pyridoxal phosphate binding. Lineage: Eukaryota; Metazoa; Arthropoda; Arachnida; Ixodida; Ixodidae. The transcript has 12 exons. Bases 190 to 1497 code for a protein of 435 amino acids. Gene Ontology annotation, biological process: aromatic amino acid metabolic process; biosynthetic process.